CUUUUUUUUACGCACAGUUCCUACAUAAAGGCUGUGAGAUAAAGUGCAGUUAAAACAAUUCAGUGAUACGAGAUUUGAGAGAUGGCAGAGGAGCUUGCCAAUGUGAGGAAGAAGUUUGUGGAAAAGGCCGAGCAAGAACUGAUUUACCAGCUCCUGGACGACCUUUUAGACGACCGAGUCUUGAAUGGCGGCCAGAAAGACUCAAUAUGUCAGGAGAACAGAACCACAGCAAAUAAGGCACGCAGUCUCAUUGAUAUGGUGAGGAAGAAAGGAGAGGAAGCCAGCAGAAAAAUGAUCGCUCACCUUCAAAGCAGAGAUCCUUCACUUUACGCUGAACUGGGUUUGUCCUCUGGUCAACCUACUCAGCCAGCUGCAGAGCCCCAGAUGGAUCAGGAAUGGUCAACCACACUCAUCCGUACCAGCGAGACAUUCUGGAAGGAGAAGCUGAAUGAUAGAAAUAUAUACCCCGCGCCCAAAAAGUCCAUUAGCAAUCGUGUGGCCUUGCUAAUCACUAAUAUAAAGUUUACCGAUGAGCAAUUCAACAGAAAUGGAGCUGAGAAGGACGAGGAGAAUAUGGAGGAACUGCUCACAGCUCUGGGAUACGAGGUUGUGAAACACACAAACCUCACAGGAAAGGCAAUCGAUGAUGCUGUAAUUGAGUUCUCUAAACAUCCGAAACUUAAAGAGACAGACAGUGUGUUGUUGGUUAUCAUGUCACACGGGAAACUGGGAACUGUCUGUGGUGUCGACUUGAAAAAAAAGAUAUCUCAUGAUGAAAAACCUGAUGAGUUCCCCAUCAACAACAUUUACAAGCACCUGGGCCCAGAGAAAUGUCCAGCACUGCUGAACAAACCCAAGAUCAUCAUCAUCCAGGCCUGCAGAGGAGGGGAAAAAGGAGCAGUGCUUGUUAGCGAUGAUGCAAACCCAGAUGUGGCCUGUGAUAAUGCUGGUGAAGAAAACAUCGAGGAAGAUAAUUUACGAUGUGUAAACAAAGAAAAAGACUUCAUUUCUCUUCUUUCCUGCACCCCUGAUACUGUCUCAUAUAGACGACCGGAUCGUGGGUCUUUUCUCAUCCAGUAUGUUGUUGAGGUAUUGAACACUUUUGCACAUAAGGAUGAGAUCGAGGAACUUUUCAGAAAAGUCAUGCUACGCUUUGAAGAUUUUCCUGAUCAAACCAGAAGACAGAUGCCGACCAAAGACAGAUGCACUCUGACAAGGCGCUUCUACUUCUUUCCAGGCCUCUGAGGCAGCAUUCACUUCUGUUUAACACAGACUUGUAGCCAAAUGAUGUGUCAAUUGAGAUACUACUUGAAUAGAUAAUAGAUGUGAAUAGAUAAAACUGAUUGAUGAUGAACUGAAUGGGCCUAUCGGUCACAAGCUUGGGGUCCCAAAUUACAGAGAAAAGAGGUUUCACUAUACAAAACAGUUUCCAGCCUUGGGAUUUUUCCCAUUUUAUAGUAGGGGUGGGAGAGAUUUUAUCUCUCUGUGUCCAGAGGCCCUUUGUCUCAUAGUCCUUCCAUGAUACAACUAAUAUGAUAAAAUACAAUAACAUGUUUUAAAUAUAAAUAACAGUAUGUAAGCCUUUGAAUUAAAGGAGCAUUUUUAUCAACUUGCCAUUAACGCAGACAUGUGUGUCAAUGUAGGCUGUUGCUGUCCUGUUAUGCUUUUAUACAAAAUGUGUGACACUUGACUAUCCAAAUAAACUUGUCGUAAGUUAAUUCCUUGGACAGUUAAUAUUUUUUGUCUGGUCGAUUUAGCAAUACAUUAACGUCUGUCUGACCUUCAUGCUCUCUGGAGUUCUAUAAACAUCCAAAACUUGCCCAGACAGGCAGCACAUUUGUUGUUAUCGUGUCUAAAGGGAAACUUGGGUCUGUGAUUGGCUGCUGAAAAAACUCAUGAUCAUCAUCAUCAAGAUCUGCAGAGGAGGUGAUCCCAAUCUAUUUUCCCAGAUACACCAAACUUCAACACAUUUAUAACGCAACUGCCAACAUGUACCUGGAUACAAACAACUAUGAAAAUAUUUUGCAUAGUUCUGAUUCUGAAUAGGUUUCCAAUAUCAUGUUUGUUAACGCGAAGUGAGUGAGGCUCUUGUGCAUCGUAUUUCAAGUAGGUCACAUGUUUCAGCUCAGUGUGCAUCCGUACUUGUUAAUGAUGGUGCACAACCAGCUGUGGUCUGUGAUGAUGUGAAACAGCCAGGUCCAGCUCUGCUAGCCGUUCAAGUAACAUUGAGUGAUGCUAAACAAUGUGUACAUAAAGAAAAUACUUA
Messenger RNA from Anoplopoma fimbria (sablefish), 2266 nucleotides. Its product is annotated as caspase a-like. Gene Ontology annotation, molecular function: cysteine-type endopeptidase activity. The coding region runs from base 82 to 1245 and encodes 387 amino acids. Gene Ontology annotation, biological process: regulation of apoptotic process; proteolysis. Lineage: Eukaryota; Metazoa; Chordata; Actinopteri; Perciformes; Anoplopomatidae. The transcript is spliced from 8 exons. The record is from RefSeq and is a predicted model, not a curated record.